Molecule: messenger RNA, 856 nt
Organism: Lolium rigidum
Lineage: Eukaryota; Viridiplantae; Streptophyta; Magnoliopsida; Poales; Poaceae
Product: ergosterol biosynthetic protein 28-like
Exons: 3
Coding region: 73-492 (139 amino acids)
Cellular component (GO): endoplasmic reticulum; membrane
Molecular function (GO): protein-macromolecule adaptor activity
Source: RefSeq, a predicted model, not a curated record
CUCUUCAGUCUUCACGCCCGGAGAGAGGAGAAGGGAGAUCACGCACGCGGCGCAGGAGGAUUUGGAGAGACCAUGGCGGAGAGGAAGGGCGUGCCGGCGCUCGGGUGGUGGCUGAUGCUGGUCGGCUCCCUCCGCCUCGCCUCAGUCUGGUUCGGCUUCUUCAACAUCUGGGCGCUCCGCGUCGCCGUCUUCUCCCAGACUGACAUGUCUGAGAUACAUGGACGCACUUUCGGGGUCUGGACACUUCUGACCUGUACGCUGUGUUUUCUGUGUGCGCUAAACCUCGACAACAGGCCUCUGUACAUAGCCACCUUCCUGUCAUUCAUCUACGCCCUCGGCCACUUUCUCACUGAGUACUUGAUAUACCAUACCAUGGCCGUGGCAAAUCUCAGCACAGUUGGCUUCUUUGCAGGGACAUCGAUUGUAUGGAUGCUGCUCCAGUGGAAUUCUCAUGGGGAUUCCCGCGGUUCUCACGCCGUUAAGCAGUCAUGAGUGGCGUACUCGCACGUGCCCGGGGAAGGAUACUGGAAGGAUCCUUGCGGAGGGCCAUUUCAUGUUCUCCCCGCUGGUGUUUGUUUACUAAUUUUUCUUCCGCGUCUCAGUAUUGUUUUGCUUGAAACAUUUGUUGUAGAUUCAGUUCAUCCAUGAAAAAACUGAAAAUCAGGAGCUGUAACAAAGGAAUACCAUUUCUUGAGAGAUGGACGUGGCCUGAAAACUAAACUAGCCACACCUCGGCACAUACAUGUUCUGAUGUUCCCGUAUCUUUUGAAAUGUUGAUCUUAUUUUCUCUUCUUUUCCCAAGACCAGAAAUGUUGAUCUUUGGGAUCGAGCCUGUGUAACACUUCUGUUCCCACCA